Polypterus senegalus (gray bichir) is the source of this 5261-nucleotide messenger RNA. RefSeq names its product complement component 5 (gene c5). The record is from RefSeq and is a predicted model, not a curated record. The transcript is spliced from 41 exons. NCBI's taxonomy places the organism in Eukaryota, Metazoa, Chordata, Cladistia, Polypteriformes, Polypteridae. Gene Ontology annotation, cellular component: extracellular region. Gene Ontology annotation, molecular function: protein binding; endopeptidase inhibitor activity. Bases 64 to 5157 code for a protein of 1697 amino acids.
CUCUGUUUGUGAAAUUUUACUAAAUACAAGGGGCUAGCUUGUUGCACAUUUUGUCUCUACAACAUGCAUCUGUGGCACUUGCUUUGCUGUCUGCUAUGUAUGGGACUGAACAAUGCACAGGAAAAAACGUUCCUUGUUACGGCUCCUAAGUUUAUCCGAGUGGAUGCCUAUGAAAAGGUUGUGAUCCAGCUUUUUGGGUAUAACAGUGAAUCUACAUUUACUAUAUCCUUCAAGAACUUCCCCAGCAAGAAUAUGACCCUUGCUACAGACACUGUGACUUUAAAUGCAGCAAACAAUUACCAGAACUCUGUCAUGCUCAAGAUUCUCCCAAGACAUUUACCCAAAGGAGGCAUUUUUAGCAAUAUGGUGUACCUGGAAGCUAGAUCCAAUGAGAUUACCAAAGAGGAGAUGAUACCUGUUACCUCUGUGAAUGGCUUUCUUUUUAUUCAGACUGACAAGCCUUUAUAUACCCCUGAGCAGUCAGUCAAAGUGAGAGUGUUCUCUUUAAAUGAAGAGUUGAAGCCAGCACAGAGGCCUAUUACCGUCACAUAUAUGGAUCCAGAGUUUGUGAAGGUGGACAUUGUGGAGGUUGAAGAUGUCACUGGCAUUGCCUCUCUUCCAGACUUUAAACUUCCCCUGAACCCCAAGUAUGGAGUCUGGAGGAUUCAAGCUGCCUAUAGCAAAGACUUUUCUACUUCGGUUACAGCAGAGUUUGAAGUAAAAGAGUACACACUGCCAAGUUUUAUCAUUUCCAUUGAGCCUGGUUCCCAAUAUAUCUGCUUUAAUGAAUUUGAAAAUUUCAAAUUUACUGUCAAAGCCAGGUACUUACAUGGAAAGCCACUUACGUCUGCAGAUGUUUUUGUUCAGUUUGGAAUUAUUAAUGGGGAGAAGACUACAAUGUUCCAAAUGUCAGCACAACAUGCAGUGCUGGAUGAGGGGGAGGCUGAAGUCAUCUUUAAUACCAACACUGCUCUAAAAUCCACACCUUCUUUGAUGAUGGACAGCCUGGAGCAACUGGAUGGGAAGUUCCUUUAUAUAUUGUUAUCAGUAAUGGAAUCCACAGGAGGAAUAUCAGUGGACAGUGAGCUUUCCAACAUUAAAUAUGUCAUCUCACCAUACUCCUUGAACCUUGUAGCCACCCCCUUGUUUGUGAAACCCUCUCUCCCUUACUAUGUGAAGGUCCAAGUCAAAGACCCUGUUGGUGGCAGUGCCAGGAGGAUCCCUGUGAAACUCCAAGCCUCAACUUUAGACAAGAAUGGCCAGGAAACCUUAAUUGAGGAUGGCAAAUCCCUCUUAACAAGUUCUUCUGAUGGCACAGUACUUUUUGUAGUUAACAUUCCAUCCGAUGCUGCUACACUUCAGUUAAAAGUGGAGACAGCAGAUUCAAAAAUCCCUGUGGAGAAUCAAGCUCGGAAAGAAUUCACUGCAGUAGCAUACAAAUCAACCAUUAAUAGCUACCUCCACAUUGACUGGUCUUCCCAGCACAAACUGUUGCACGUGGGUGAUUAUGUCAGCGUUAAUGUUUAUCCUAAGAGUCCGUAUCUAUUCAAAAUUCAGCAUUUCAACUAUCAGAUUAUUUCAAAGGGCAAGAUUGUGUCUUUUGGUUCAGAGAAACGAGUGAAAGAUAGCAUUUUCCAGAACCUAAACUUCCAAGUAACAUCAGAUAUGGUGCCCUCUGCCCGUCUCCUUGUCUACUAUAUUGUAACUGGAGAAAAUAUUGCAGAACUUGUCGCCGACUCAGUCUGGAUGGAUGUUCAGGAAGAAUGUGUGAACAACUUGAAGGUCACCUUAUCAAGUAAAAAUUUGGAUUAUGAGCCAAAGAUGAAAAUGGAUCUGACAAUUGAUUCCCAGCCACACUCAUAUGUAGCCCUGUCUUCUAUGGACAAAGCUGUUCACAGCAUUCGAACCCAGAGCAAAUCUUCAAUGCUGAAGGUACUGGAUGACAUUGAAAAGAGUAGUGACCGGGGUUGUGGCGGUGGAGGGGGAAAAGAUGCUUCAGAUGUCUUCAACUUGGUGGGCCUUUCCUUCAUGACCAAUGCCAACUCCAAAGCCACAGAUGCAAGAGGAGAUAUGUGUUCUGAUAUCUUAAGGCCAAAGCGAUCAACUGAUUUAAAUAAGGAAAUGAAUGAUAAAGCCAACUCCUACACAGAUACACGUCUGCAGAAAUGCUGUUUAGAUGGUGCACGUGUGUAUCCUAUUGGAGAGUCGUGUCAAAGUAGAGCAUCAAGACUAACCAAUGCACCAAAUCCAUGCAAAAAGGCUUUUUAUGAAUGCUGCUUUCUGGCAAACAAACUGCGGGCUGAAGAACGCAAGAUCCACAUACUAGCGCGAGGUGAGCUUACUGCUAUUUUUGGUCUGCAGGAACCUAAAAUUCGCAGCUAUUUUCCAGAAUCUUGGCUUUGGGAAGUCCAUUACAUGCAAAAUACUGGGAGGAAGACAUUAUCUUUCAACAUGCCAGACUCCUUGACAACCUGGGAAAUGAGUGCUAUAGCUGUCUCCAAACAGGGGAUUUGUGUGGCAAAGCCAUUGAAUCCACGAGUUUUCAAAGAUGUCAGCAUCAAUGUAUUAAUUCCUUACUCUGUUGUACGUGGUGAACAGAUAGAGCUGAGAGGUUCUGUCUAUAACUACAAAAAUGAAAACUCUUGGUACUGUGUAACUCUUGAGGUUCCUGAGAGUGUGUGCUUGUCCCAGGGCACAAAAACCAAAACUGGUGUGACCCAGGAAACACCUUGCAACAAGAAAUCAAUCAGUGAAUUAUCAGUAAAGGCAUUCUUCUUCACUUUGCUUCCAUUAGAGGUUGGGACUCACACGCUACGUUUCAGUUUAAAAUCACCACUGGGCUCCGAGGUCCUUGUCAAGACACUUAAAGUGGUGCCUGAAGGUAUAAAGUCUGAGCUGUAUGAAGGGGGAACUCUGGACCCACAAGGCAUUUAUGGUCUUCCAAAGAAACGACUAGAGUUUAGAUACAGAAUUCCUUCAAAUGUGGUCCCUAAAUCUAAAGUGGAACGCAUGCUCAGUGUAAACGGGGAGGUGCUGGGUGAAAUUAUUUCCACAGUGGUCAGUCCUGGUGGCCUGCAGCAGCUAGUCAACCUGCCUCGAGGCUCCGGUGAAUCAGAGCUCAUGGCCCUUGCUCCACUAUGUUAUGUUUAUCACUAUCUGGAGAAGAGUGACCAGUGGGGCCUUCUUGGACCAGACAGCUUCAACAUUCGUAUCAACUUAAGGGGGAAAAUGAGAGAAGCAAUUACUGGUGUCUUGUCCUUUCGACGUCCAAAAGAGUUCUCAUACAGCAUUUGGAAGAAUGGGGAGCCAAGCACCUGGUUGACUGCUCUAAUAGUGAAGAUAUUGGGGCAGGUCAGCGUACACAUGUCUGUGGAUUACAUGACUGUGUGCAACAGCAUCUUCUGGUUGACAGGAAGGUGCCAGAAAGCAGAUGGUUCCUUUGAGGACAAAUCUGGAUAUGUUCCAGUCAAGCUUCAGAACUCUGGGGCAAAUGCAGAAGAACAAAGCCUAUAUCUGACAGCCUUUACUGUAAUAGGGAUAGCAAAGGGCAUCCAAGCCUGCCCACUUCUGGAAUACAGAGAUCCGGUCAAUAAAGCUAGGGAUUACCUUUUCACAAACUUGGGGAAGAUCAAGAAUGUCUACACUCAGGCAAUUGUAACAUAUGCACUGGCACUGACUGACAAAAGCAGCAUUCCAGCUAUUACAGCACGUGACGCCUUAAAGAAGAAUGCAAAAGUCAUAGGCAAUCCUACAAUACAGAGAUACUGGAGGGACUUGGAGACCAAUUCUGACACUAUUCAGCCUAAUAAGGGUACAGCACGCAUGGUGGAGAUGACCAGUCAUGCCCUGUUGACCACCCUACUGUAUGGAGACAUGCACUACGCCAACCCCAUUAUGAACUGGCUUACUGAACAACAACGCUACGGAGGUGGCUUUUACUCUACACAGGACACCAUUGUUGCUUUGGAGGCCCUGACAGAGUAUGCAUUACUUGCUAAACGGUCCACCCUGGAUAUGAUUGUCACUGCACUCUACAGGAAAGAGGGGAAAAUGCAGGAGUUUGACCUCAGUCAAGAAAAAUCAUUGGCAAAGCCUGUUGAGGUUACCAAGAAUGAUGAUUUGGUAAUAACUACUGGGAACAGCCGAGGAGUGUCCGUUGUUAAUAUUAGGACUAUGUAUUACCAGAUGAAUGAUGCCCAGUCUUCUUGUUUCUUUGACCUUAAAAUUGGAAUUUCAAUCAAUAGACAUGCAGAAGCAAGAAGGCGCAGACGUGACUUGGAUGACAUCUCCAUAGGAAUUACACCUUCUUAUACACUUGAGGCCUGUGCAAAGUAUAAACCCCAUAAAAAUGAGAUCUUCACUGAAUCAUCUCACACUGUGAUGGAAAUUUCACUUUUAACUGGUAUGGAACCAGUGGAAGAGGACUUAGAAACACUAGCAACUGGACUGGACCAGCUGAUCUCGGACUACACAGUGAAUGACAAUCGUGUUAUUGUUCAGGUGGAAUCAAUCCCAUCAGACCGCCAUUUGUGUGUAGGGUUUAGACUUCGUGAAAUCUUCAAGUCUUCACUGCGGAGCUCAGCUCAGUUUAAAGUAUAUGAGUAUCAUGAACCAGAUCGCCAGUGCUCCAUGCUGUAUAAAUAUACUGGAGACCAAAGUUUAACUAGAGUCUGUCAGGGCGAGGAGUGCAAGUGCAUGGAGGCUGGAUGUGGUCACCUGAAGCCUGAAGCAGAUGUGUCAAUCACAUUGGCCGACAGAAAAAAAGCAGCCUGCCAAGCAAACACAGAAUACGUCUACAAAGUGGAGAUAAUUUCGUCUAUGGAAGAGGGUGAUUUCAAAACUUACAGAGCCAGAAUAGAAGACAUCUUUAAGAAGGGAACAGACAGAGUAGAGAAGGAUUCAGUAGUGACACUUACCAGAAAUGCAAAGUGCAUUGGGAUGGACAUUCAGCCAAAGGAGUUCUACCUGGUUAUGGGCAGUGAGGCCAUUGUGAGCAAGGAUUUCACAAGUUAUCAGUAUGCCUAUCCUCUUGGACCAAAAUCUUGGGUGGAGCUGUGGCCAUCCAGGAGGAGCUGCUCAAGCCAGAAUUGCAUGAAGGUUUUGGAAGUUCUUAAUGAAUUCUCAGAAGACUUACUAAUUAAUGGCUGCCAAAUGUAGCCCAAGCCUGUGGAUGUACAAUUGUUUUUUUUAAAUUCAAGAGAAUUUGAUAAUGCAUGUUUGUACUAUGUGUUUCUUGAAAUUAAAUAUUGUGUUCAUUUGAG